AUGGGGAUGGGAGAGGGGACUACGGAGGGGGUGGCCCCGACGGGAGGGGCGGAGGAGGUGGCGACGGAGGGGGAGGCCCCGACGGGAGGGGCGGAGGUGGUGGCGACGGAGGGGGCGGAGGAGGUGGUCCCGGAGGUCGAGAGGACGCCCGGCGUGAUUGAGGGUAAGAGACAUGCUGUUGAUGAGACGGAGCAGGUAGUCGGUAAGAAAUUGAGAAUGCCGUCACAGUAUGUUGUUUCCCCCUUCACGGCUGAGGCCAAGAGGAGGACGUUCAUCGAUGGGACGUACCCGAACUUAUUCAGAGAGGUGGACAAUGCCAAGUGGAAAGCGUUCGAGACAGAGUGGAGGAGAAUUAUCCCCGGAGCUAGCCGCACGAUAGGACCAAGGACGAUCUCGGACCCUUACAAGUGGUUCCACGAUAUCACCACUGCGGGAGCUUGGCUCGCCGACGAUCACAUCGACCUGGCCAUGGACUUGCUGCGAGAUCGAGCUCAAAGACAUCCAAAAUCAUUUGAUGUCCAUGGUCGAGUCAUAUUAAACACCGAGUUCCUGGGUGCCGUUACCAUAGAGUAUCAGUCGCUCGCACAUAUGGGUAACGAGUACACGGUGCCAGAAUAUAUGCUCGAGUGGGUGAUAGGACUGUCACCGAGUGUCGCGGGAAAAUUAUGGGAGGGUUGUACAUAUAUGUACAUUCCAGCGUGCAUCAAUAAAUACUAUGUUACGCUGGAGAUCGUUUUUGCUGACUCUACUAUAUAUGUGUACGACCCAGAUCAUUCAUGUUUGACACAAAGCCAGUUGGAGCAAAAUCUGGAGUCCGUGGCUGUUUAA
Molecule: messenger RNA, 828 nt
Organism: Olea europaea var. sylvestris
Lineage: Eukaryota; Viridiplantae; Streptophyta; Magnoliopsida; Lamiales; Oleaceae
Exons: 3
Coding region: 1-828 (275 amino acids)
Source: RefSeq, a predicted model, not a curated record